UCACCCCGCUCAGCUAUGCAAAGUAUGUGAGCAGCAGCAACAGCAGCAGCAGCCGCGGCGAAGGAGGACGAGUGGCGCGCACGGAGCGUCCAGGCCAUGGGUCGCUCGUGCCAGCCGGGUCACGAAGGGCUGCUGGUCCCGCCACCUUCCUCGGGAGGCCCCCCAGCAGCGCCCCGUCUGCUCGAGGGCAGCCAGUAACCGGAGCAGGCGAGGCGACCGCUAGGCAUGGCUGACCCUCUGCGGAGGACGCUCUCCAAGCUACGGGGCAGGCGGGCGCAGCGAGGGGCAGCCGGCGCGCUGGAAGCCGCCGGGCACCCGAACUGCGGGGGCGACGGCGCCGUUGAGUGUAAAGCCCACAAGAGCCUGCGGCCCCCGGGAAACGGAGCAACGGGAGCGCCGUGCACUCUCCUCGGCAGCCAGACGGGCUGCUAUCGGGUCCUCGUGUCACCCUGGGAAGAACCGAGACUGUCGGAGGCGAUUGCCUGGCCCCAGCGGGGGAAGGCGGCGGUGCCCGGGGAAGGAUCGCCGGGAGCCUCGGUUGCCUGCUCUUGCCAUACUCCGUCUCACCGGGACGGGACAACGCCGCAGCCCCCUAGUCCCCCGGGGCUCCGUGCGCCGCCUCCUCCACCGGCUGAGCCCUGCUUCCCCGCCUCGGUUUCCCCCGGGGGCGCGGAGUGUGGCUCUCCCUCGGCGAGGGCUGGCGGCAGCGAGGAGGAGGAUUACUACGAUAACCAGAGCCUGCCUGACUGGGGCUGCCAAGGAGCGUCUGGAGCGCAGGAAGAGGUGCGCGGAAAGAAGGACGGCGGGGGCGACGCCGGCAGCAGCCACCGGGCCCGGGCGCGGGAGAGCACCGGCCGACUGCGAAGUCAGCUGCAGGAGGCCUAUUACCUCCUGAUCCAUGCCAUGCACGAUUUGCCCCCGGCCAGCCCCUCCGUCGGGGCCCGCUCGCCUCAGCCCGCUGCCACCACUCUGACUAGGGUUGCGGACAGUAGCCCUGCUUCUCACGGGGACGGCUGCUCUGGGCUGCAGCAGGUGGCUCAUCCGGGCUCCCCAGUCUCACCCCGGGGCCCUGCCUGGCGCCAGGGCAUCAGCAAGAGCCUGGAAAGCCUGCUGCCGGCCAAGCCUCUGCCCUUGCCGAGAUGCCGGAGCGACGGCGCGCUCCGCUCCCUGCUCCGAGAGCCGCUGCUGGCGCCCCCGGGCCACCUGCUGCAGGAUUCUGGCACCAAGCGGGAAGCGGGGUUCCCCGCCGCUGCCUCCGGGCGCUCCCUCGGCGACAGCUGCGAACGGUGCCCGGGCGGCCGAAGCGCUUGUGCGGGGCUUCCUUCGGCGCUCGAGGACGGCGGGGAACAGCUUCUGCACCCCAAGUGUGGUCCCGAGCCGGGCUCGGCCCUGAGCGAGGCUUCGGCGUCAGCUGGCACCCUGGGGGAUCCGGCGGCGGGCGGCCACAGCAGCCAGCGGCACCCCCUCGCGGAUGCCCCCGAGGUCCUCUUCAAGCCGCCCGCGGUGACCGUCAGGAAGCUGCAGAAGUGGAUGUACAAAGGCCGCCUGCUCUCUCUGGGCAUGAAAGGCCGUGGCGGUGCAGCUGGGCCUCCUUCCCCGGCUUCUUCCAAGGCCAGCGGGACCCGCGGGCUCCUUCUAGGCAGAGAAGAGGGGCCGACGGUUCCGUCUCCCACCUCCGUGAGGGCGUCGGGCAGCAAAACUCCCGUGUCCCCUUCAGACCAAAGACUUUUGCUCACAGAUUUGAUUGAAAAUGUUUACAUACCCUCUGUGAGCAGAAGAGAACUUAAGAACUUUAAAUCAAGUGAAAUGGCUGAAUGCAAACCUCAAAUUGCUAGCAUCACGGUAUCAAAGAAACGAAAUUGGUUACAUCAGAGUUCUCCAAGAGCACCUAAUUUGGAGAAAGGAGAUUCUUAUAAGCAAGUUUCAGGAGAAACUCACCAGGUACUCAAAUCUCCCGGUCUUUUGCUUGAGCCUAAAAUGCCUCAGACCUUUCCCAAACCUCUAGGGUAUGAAAACCCGAACAGAAUAAAUGAUUCUGCACAUGCUGCUGUGAAUGGAGAAAGCCCUUUGGCACUUCAAAACCAUGCUUUAGAAUUUGGUGAAGAUAAUGAUGCCGAUGAUGAAGGAGAAAUAUGGUACAAUCCUAUCCCUGAAGAUGAUGACCCUGACUUCCCUUGUUUUGUUCAUAAUAAUGCUGACAAUUCAGACUCCCAAGCCAUGAGUUGCAAGAUAUCCUCUGGAAAUGACUUGAUUAAAGUUGCCGUGCACAAUGAAGGUCUUCCGCAGUCUUUCAACUGCACCAGAGAUGCUCAGCCCAGGGAAAUUCGUAAAGUCGAUUGUGUACAUUCCACAGAAUAUUUGCAAGUACAGAAGCCAAAGCCUUCAUGCACUAUUCUGAGUGGGUUUGUAACCGAGGAUAGUUCUACAUUAAAAGGUUCUUCAGGAGGACCUGGAAUUUUGUCUUCAAGCAAAACUGAAAUGGGGGCAGCUGAAUGUUCACCGUCAAGUCCUAACCCUUCGAAAAAGGGUGGUUCAAUAAACUGGUCGUUUCCUGAUAAAAUAAAAUCCCCAAGAACUGUGAGAAAGCUUUCUAUUAAAAUGAAAAAGUUACCAGAGCUCAGCAGGAAGCUAAGUGUCAAAGGAAAUUCAAGCCUUAAUAGCUCAGAUAAUGCUUCUUUGCUUAAAAAUAAUUGUCAAGAUAUAGGCCAUGCAUCAUUGCCCUCUUCUGGGAACAUAACAACAGCUGCUAGCAGGAAUGUUAUAAGCCGGUAUCACCUUGAUAGCAGUGUGUCCUCUCAACACAACUGCAAAAAGAAAAGCAACGGGAGUUCUAAAUCUUCCAGCAAAGGAGGCUACCUCAGUGAUGGUGACUCUCCUGAGCUUAUAACAAAAUCAAGGAAACAUGUAGCUGAAAGCAGGGUUGGGAAAGGAAAAGAAGCAUUCCCAAACAAUAAUGGUAGCAAAGUGGAAAUAGACAUUGAUGCUUUUAGACAUUAUAGCUUUUCUGACCAGCCCAAAUGUUCCCAGUAUAUAUCUGGGCUCAUGAGCAUUCACUUCUAUGGGGCUGAGGAUUUGAAACCACCACGGAUGGACUCAAAAGAUGUCUUCUGCGCAAUUCAGGUAGAUUCAGUUAAUAAAGCAAGGACUGCCUUGCUAACAUGCAGAACAACCUUUCUGGACAUGGACCACACUUUCAACAUAGAAAUUGAAAAUGCACAGCAUUUAAAACUAGUGGUGUUUAGCUGGGAACCCAUGCCAAGGAAAAAUCGGGUUUGCUGCCAUGGGACAGUGAUUCUUCCUGCUCUUUUUCGAGUGACAAAGACUCAUCAGUUGGCAGUAAAGCUGGAACCUAGAGGGCUUAUUUAUGUCAAGCUGACACUUCUGGAACAGUGGGAGAACUCUCUUAAUGGACUAGACGGAGAAAGAGAGCCGGUAAUCUUUGGCAUCGAUGUUCGGAAAGUUGUUGAGAAGGAAAAUAUAGGCUUGAUGGUGCCCCUCUUGAUGAAGAAAUGCAUAAUGGAGAUUGAAAAGAGAGGCUGUCAGGUUGUAGGCCUGUACCGUUUAUGUGGCUCAGCAGCUGUCAAGAAAGAGCUCCGAGAGGCAUUUGAAAAGGAUAGCAAAGCAGUUACUCUCUGUGAAACCCAGUACCCAGAUAUAAAUGUGAUAACAGGUGUCCUCAAGGAUUAUUUAAGAGAACUUCCUUCCCCCUUGAUAACCAAACAACUCUAUGAAGCAGUAUUGGAUGCCAUGGCAAAAAUUCCAUUGAAAAUGACAUCAAAUGGAUGUGAUAAUGACACUAGUGAUUCUGAGCACACAGUAUCCCUCUUGGAUUGCCUUCCGGACAUUGAGAAGGCCACUCUAAGGAUGCUUUUGGACCAUCUGAAACUGGUGGCUUCAUACCAUGAAAUAAACAGAAUGACAUGCCAGAACCUAGCUGUUUGUUUUGGGCCAGUAUUGUUGAGCCAGCGGCAAGAAACUUCCAACCAUAACAACAGAGUGUUCACAGACUCUGAAGAACUUGCUAGUGCCUUGGAUUUCAAAAAACAUAUUGAAGUUCUACACUACCUACUUCAGCUGUGGCCAGUGCAACGUUCAGCUGCCAAAGAAUCUGCACUGCCUGAGCAGCCGUCCUCAGUGAACUAUCUGAGACCUAAGAAGCAACGACCUCAAAUGCUGAACUUGAACGGUGCUGAAAUAUCAGGGAUACUGAGGUCCAGGCCAGCCAGGCUGGAUAGUCCUUCAAGUAACCGCUAUGCUGGAGACUGGAGUGGCUGUGGGGAGAACUACUUCAUAAACCCCAAGGAGGCUGUGAGUGAAGCAGACUAUGAUGAUGUUCCUUCAGAAGAGGCUGAAAGUGGAGAUGACAGCAGAGUGGAUGGUUUGGAUAAACUGACUGAACAACCUGAUUGCAUGUCCAAAAAGCAUACAUUUCAGGCCUACUUGGCAAUGCAAACAAUGGAUUCUUCAGUCAACCACAGAGUAAACCUCAAAGACUUACAGGAAAGCAUUGACACUCUGAUAGGAAACCUGGAACGGGAACUCAAUAAGAACAAACUCAGUAUCCGUUACUAAUAGUAAUCUUCUACACAGUGCCUCUGGUUGGUAUGUCCUGUGCCUUGUUUCUGUCCCAAUAUUUGUUGUGGGUGGGGGGCAAUGAUCAUGCCCUUGAUUGGAGUGCUUGUAUUGUAAUAGCAUUGUUCAGUGGUUAUGAUCCCCCAGUAGGCUUAGUGCCUUCAAUGACCAGUGUUGCUUUUCAUCCUUUUCUUCCCAUCCACCUCGAUUGGUAUGUUUGUGACAUGUCUGUAGAAUUUCCCCUUCCUCUAGGUACUAUGCACUUAUGAAGUUUAGACAGGUUAUGCAAUAUAUGCAAGUCAUCCUCUCUGUCUACAUUACACAGGAAGAGCACUCCUUUUUCCUGAAACUUUAGCCAUGGUAUGGAUGCUCUCCUAGAAGGAGGAUUAGUGUUGCUGCUUGUGUGAUAAUUUGCAGCACAAAUUAUAGGUAGAUCAUGUUCUACCAUAUUUUGACACCUCUUCACUUGCAAUGCAAACGCUGCUAUGAAAAGAAAAUUUUCUAUAUAUAUAUAUAUAUUUAGAAAAAUAUAUAUAUAUACACACACACAUAUAUUAAAAGUUUAAUUGUACAAAUAUUAAUGUAUUCCUGUAUUAACACUUUCCAGCAAUUAUUUAAACUGCAAAAAUUAUAUAUUUUUCUAACUUUGUUUUGUACAUAUUUAUAUAUUAAAAACACUGGGCUUUGAUAAAGCCCACUACAGGUACAACCCUUAAAUUUGAAAGAGUCCCUGUAGGGCAUAGCAUGCUGGUGUUUUUUCUCUCCAUCCAUCUGGCGGAUGCUUGGAUAGAUUGUAUAGACAUGGAACCAGGCAGGUAGGUGAAGUGGGAAGCAUGUCUGGCCUUCUCUUCCCAUUCGGUCAAGAAUACAAGCCCUGCAUGGAGACAGGACUGCUAUAUGUUCUAUAGGAAUAUCUUUAUUCAUAGAUGCCACAGCCUCUGGUAGACCUGGAGUAAGUUCUUUUGUUAUAUAAGUAUUUUUGAAAAGUGGCAUAUAGAUUUCAAUAACAGUACCACUUCUAAUAGAGGUCAGUGUUUUUAUUAUGCCAAAUUAAGGGGCUCCCUGAGCAAAAGUGGGUGUCUUUGCGUAGGGGGGAGUUGAAGAACAUCUGUUGAGCCUGGAGGCUCCGGCUCACUUUCUGAUAUAUUUUUUAAAAAUGUGCAAAAUCUUAACUUGCCAGGAUAAGACAGUGUAUGCUUACCAUCCUAUUGUGCCAUUUGUGCAAUUUCUGCUAAAAGGCCACAGACAGGAAUUUCCAGACAUGUUUUCAAAUUGAGGAAAAUGAUCACUCAUCAGAAGUAGUAAUUUUAUACUGUUUGUAUUGUUUAAAGCAUUUGUUGCCCCCGUAUACAUAUACUGUCCAAAGAUCAGUCACAUUCUGUUAGAAGACCAAGCAGUAAUUCUUACUGAAUCAAAGGAUCUGCUUGUUGCUAAUGCCAAAUGUUCAGAAUUUUUUUAAAAAAACAACAGAUUUGAGGACUGUUCAGAAUUAAAUGUUGAGCAAUGUUCAGAAUUUAAAAAAAACAGAUUUCAGGGCUGACUGGCUGUUUUUGAAUUUUUAAGCCUCAUUCAUUUUCAUUGCUAACUGAAAGACAUAGAUUCCUACGCUGAUAGGACCACAUGCUGUUUCACUGUAUAAUCAAGACCAUUAUUGAUUAGUGUAAUCACUUGUAUUUUGCCUCUACACAUUUUUUCCUGUAGAGAUUUGCAUACCUCAUGUUGGUGAAUAUGGCCAUUACUUUCUUGUCUGGAGAGAAAGAAGUAGCUGCUAUGUACUGAGUUGCAGGGAAUGUGACAGGAAAUAGUUGCAUGGCCUGGACAGACAAAAACACCACAUUGUGGAUAUUGUAAAAUACCCAGAAAAUAGCAAUUGCAACUUACCUUCAACAUAUUCUUAUUCUGAAGUAAACAUUGCUAAAUUCAGUGGAGCACCUCAAUAUGUGUGCUGAUUUGGGGUGAUUUGCAGCCUACCUUCAUGAGUUCAAAUCUGCUGGUAAAGACUAGACAAACACUGAAGCUGAGGCUAUAUGGAAUGUUACAGCAGGCUCAACCACCAGCCUAGAACGCAGACAGUAUAAAUAGUGGCAUUUGGAGGUCACCUCAUGGGAAUAUGCUGUGUGUAUGUAGGGUGAUCAGGUCCUCUGUGUAUACAUCCCACUCAUGCAGUCUAUCGUCCUUUAAUGGAUGCUCAAUCAGAUGGGUGGCAAUCAUGGGGGUGGGGGGGAGGAUGCCCAGGGCCCUCACACCCUGCUGCAAGUAGAUUCUGCACUCCUCCUGGUGCCUUAAUUUGCAUAAAAAUGGCUAGAAGAGAGUCAUGGGACCCACAGUUUAGUCUUUUGCUGGGGCCCGCAGUGUAGUAAAUAUUUUUAUAUCUUGUACAGAUAAAUACAGGCAGAACAUGUAGAAAACAUAAAGCUCACAUCUCUGUGGGAUUUCAUUGAUUUUCUUAAAGCAUUGUCAGUUGGGUAUUUUAGUUUAUGUGAACAAGGAGAGUGCCUUUUUAAAAAAAGAAUGUCUAAAGACUUGAAAAUGUUUGAAGUUUUUGUUCAAAUUUUUCCUUGUUUCUUUAAAUGCCAUGAAAAUUAAAAUUAUUAAGACUAUAAAAUUUAUAGUUUUUCUUGGCAGCUUGUGUUAAAUUAGUAUUGGCAACUUCUCAUCUCUGCCUUUAGAAGGGUGAAUGUGAUAAACCUUUAUUAGAUUUACUCUCAAACAUUUGAUACCUUAGUAGUUAACCAAAGCAGACAUUCUUAUUCAAGUCUCAGUGAAAACUGUUCUCCUUUCCUGUAUAGCAAUAAGACCCAAGCAAUAAAAGUCAUGCAGACUGAUGCUUCAUAAAAAAUGAGGGCCGAGUGUGUAAUGUACACAAGUCGUAUUUUCUGUUUGUGUUUCUAAAGCUAAGUGUAGAAGGGGUUAGUUAUCUUUAAGGAAUGUUUUGGAUCUCAUUCAGCCUCCAUAAUGGGACUGAAUUUUCUCUUGUUUUAGUCCAUUAUCACCGUCUGUUUUUUCCCUGCCCAUGGACCUGAUGUGCUAUUUAAUAUGUACUUGCCUUGCUAUAUAUUGUCUGAUUAUGUUUUAACUAUUUAUUUACAAUUGGAUGGCAGAAUUUAUGUUUGUGAUUUUGCCACCUUUGUUCCCCCUAAAGAAAUGUCAGCAUUUUAUCCAGCAUCAUUUAUUAAUUUAUUAUUAUUACGAGUGUGAAAAAUACACUGUACAAUCAUGGCAAUGUAAUAACAAUGGUACUGUUUGAAAACAUCAAUUUUAACCUGAAGCAUUUAUGGAUAAAUCAGUGAGCUUUUUUUAAGUAUAUGUACAGGAAUUAUGGAUUAUUUUUGAACUAUGUUAAUUCUGAAUAAAACCUGGAUUAAGAAUAAAAAUGGAUUGUAUUUUA
Sphaerodactylus townsendi is the source of this 7960-nucleotide messenger RNA. RefSeq names its product synapse defective Rho GTPase homolog 2 (gene SYDE2). The coding region runs from base 226 to 4572 and encodes 1448 amino acids. Lineage: Eukaryota; Metazoa; Chordata; Lepidosauria; Squamata; Sphaerodactylidae. The transcript is spliced from 7 exons. Gene Ontology annotation, biological process: signal transduction. The record is from RefSeq and is a predicted model, not a curated record.